Phyllostomus discolor (pale spear-nosed bat) is the source of this 1227-nucleotide messenger RNA. It is a transcript of the gene SLC31A2, whose product is annotated as solute carrier family 31 member 2. Gene Ontology annotation, biological process: copper ion transmembrane transport. Bases 150 to 578 code for a protein of 142 amino acids. Gene Ontology annotation, molecular function: copper ion transmembrane transporter activity. Gene Ontology annotation, cellular component: membrane. NCBI's taxonomy places the organism in Eukaryota, Metazoa, Chordata, Mammalia, Chiroptera, Phyllostomidae. The transcript is spliced from 4 exons. The record is from RefSeq and is a predicted model, not a curated record.
ACCACAACUCCCAGGCGCCUGUGCGCCCGCCGCGCCCCGACCACGUGACUGCCAGGCUUGGGUCGAGAUCGCUGCAGCGACUGUAGGACUCGGAACCUGGAGACCCGAGCGGGCAGAUCCGUCCCUGGCGCACCCCUCGCGCACUCACCAUGGAGAUGCAUUUCAUCUUCUCAGAUAAGGUGGUGCUUCUGUUUGAUUUCUGGAGGGUCCACAGUCCUGCAGGCAUUGCCGUUUCGGUGUUGGUGGUCCUGCUGUUGGCCGUGUUAUACGAAAGCAUCAAGUUUGCCAAGACCAAGCUGCUCUACCGGACUCUGGUGAACAUGCCCACCUCCACCAGCGAGCGGCUCGAGGGGACAGACCAGGAUUCUUCAAGCUCAGAGUCACCCCCAGUCAGCAGACCGCGCCUCAGGUGGUGGUUGUCUCACUUUGGCCUGUCUCUAAUCCACGUCGUUCAGGUGGUCAUCGGCUACUUCGUAAUGCUGGCUGUUAUGUCCUACAACACCUGGAUUUUCCUUGGCGUGGUCCUGGGCGCGGCUGUGGGCUACUACCUCGCCUACCCGCUUCUCAGCAUAGAUUAGGGCCGCGCAGGCGCUGAGCACUGGCGACAGCUGGGCGCCCCCUCCAGUCAUUGCACUUUCAGGCCCGAGUCUCCUUUUUCUUCUGAUGGAUGGUCCUCACCUCCCUCCCAGCUCCUAGAAAUUUUCAGCCGAAGCCAGCACUUGCUCCCUGGAGUUCAGAGGCCACUGCAGCUACCUCUCCUCAGACAGCCCACCCAGGGGUGCUAGUCUUGCGCCUUAGCGCGCUGCUGUGACUAACAGCCCGUCCUCCGGGACAGCAGAGAGAACAGAGCCCAGAGGCAGGAUUGCCGAGCCUGUGCUGACUUACCUGUGACUCAACACUUAAGAAUUUCCAAAGAUCUCCAAGACCAGGAGACAGGUUCUGGGCAAAGGGCUCGGAGCCCGGCCACCGUUCGCUCUCCUGACUUGUGCCUUACCUAGAUGAGUGUCUUCCCUUGCACCUCCUGUCCUCUCCUGUCUUUGGAGGACAGAGGCCACACUGGGUCCCUUUUUUCACCCUCUGCCUUUGGAACAUGGGAAGAUUGUUUCUUCUCUUUAUGGAUCACGCUGACAAACUAAGAUUUUUCACUUUUCCCCAGCGAACUCUUGGUUGGCAACUUUGCACAUUAAUACAAACAAAAAUUUUCAUUAAAUUAUUUCAUUUCAUUCA